This is a messenger RNA of Aedes albopictus (Asian tiger mosquito), 2108 nucleotides long. RefSeq names its product pancreatic triacylglycerol lipase-like. Gene Ontology annotation, biological process: lipid catabolic process. NCBI's taxonomy places the organism in Eukaryota, Metazoa, Arthropoda, Insecta, Diptera, Culicidae. The coding region runs from base 425 to 2050 and encodes 541 amino acids. The record is from RefSeq and is a predicted model, not a curated record. Gene Ontology annotation, molecular function: lipase activity; carboxylic ester hydrolase activity. The transcript is spliced from 4 exons.
UCGUAACGUAAUUUCUGCACUGUUGAUUUACUAGGAGGACCUCCUUUACAGCGAAGCGAAUCAUAAUUGUUAUUAGUUAUGAUUUCGUUUUGCCACACAUAGCUUUUUAUAAUUGAUAAUGGAGGAGAGUUGUCGAAGACAACGGCGAGUACGAUGAUCAGUCAGUCGAUGGCGCAGUCUUACCAUACAAGUCGGCAAGUGCGGUACCAAGUUGGAUUAAGUCGGAGAUGAGCAUUGUUAAUUGUUAAAUAGUCGGAGGAAUUAGCGGUCAAAAGUCAAAUUGCGGUCUGUCAAUUGGGUGUUUGUGGCGAGUGUAUCAAGUACAUAGAGUGAAUAGUGAGGGUAAAGGGUGAAAAGUGGUGGACCGUCAUCAGAUGACGUAUAACUGAUAAGCUCGCGAGGGAUACGACAAAGAAGUGACGCCAUGGAAGUUACUAACCAUACCGGGUUUUUGCUGCAAACCAUGCUGUAUAUGGCCAACCAUCAGUGGAACAACAGCCUGUUCAACACGAUCCAUAAUGUGACGUUAACUAGUAAUAACACACUGCCUCUGGACGACAACCUAACCCGCUGUUACGGCGUUUACGGAUGCUUUCCGCUAGGAUAUCCUUGGGUGGACGAAAAGCGUCCCCUAGCCUACCACCCGAGGUCACCGGCCCAGGUGGACGUUCGGUUUCCCAUAUUCAACAAACCCAUUCGGGAGCACCCGAAGUUCGUUGACAUCAACGACCCGGACGACGUCAAACACUUGGGCGUUAAGGGUAAUGGGAGGUUGUACGUGGUUACACACGGUUAUAUCGAGUCGGGUGAUCGACCUUGGGUUCAGGACUUGGUCCACACCUUCCUGGAAAAUGACCCCGACGGUACGGCAAGCGUAAUGAUCAUCGACUGGCGCAAGGCUUCAACGCCUCCGUACACUCAGUGCGUAGCGGACAUUCGCCUGGUCGGUGCCAUAACGGCUCACGUGAUCCACAUGCUCUACCAGGAACUCGGGAUGCGGAACCUGGACAAAGUGCAUCUGCUGGGCCACUCACUGGGAGCUCACGUCUGCGGCUACGUAGGGUACUAUCUACAGCGAGACUUCGGUCUGAAGCUGGGUCGCAUCACCGGGAUGGAUCCUGCCGAACCGAUGUUCUCCGAUACGGAUCCAAUCGUUCGCUUGGAUCUUUCGGAUGCCAAAUUCGUGGACAUCAUCCACACGGACGCCACUCCGUGGGUAGAGCGCUGGCCACGUCCUGGCGGACUUGGAAUGUACCAAGCGAUUGGACACGUCGAUUUCUACCCGAACGGAGGCAGCAAUCAGGCCGGUUGCAAUGAUCCGAUGCAGAAGUUCAUCAACAAACAGAACGACUCGUUCUUCUGGGGCUUUCAGGAGUUUUUCGGUUGCAACCAUCUACGGUGUCACCAGCUCUACACGGAUGCCAUUCCGCAGCGGUGUCCAUUCGUGGCCAUCGGAUGCGAGUCGUAUGAGAAGUUCCUGGCGGGGGAUUGCUUCGAGUGUGACGAAGACGGACACUACUGUAUCGACUUUGGACCCAAUGCUUGGAACACGUACCGGAGACUGAUCGAGAACGGAGUGAUGAUGGAACCCAGGCCCAUCCGAGCCUACAUGAUUACCGGAGAUGAUGCACCGUUUUGUCGAACUCACUACAAGGUGACAAUGUUCAUAUCGGACAGCGAAGAGAGCCUCGUCCACGGUGGCGAAAUCGGCAAGAUGGCCGUGGAGAUGAUCGGCAGUAAGCGGGAGCGUUCCAGCCGGAUGGAACUGUCCCAGGAACCGCUCUAUUUCGAGCCGGGUAGAAACUACUCGGCCGUAGCAGCCGGGAAGGACGUGGGAAUGCCUGCGCGAGCCUUCCUCAGCUGGGAGUACAAGACGAACCCAAUGAAUCCGUUUACGUGGCGGGUGAUGAAUACGCCUCGGGUGUACGUGGCCUACAUUGUCGUGCAGACGCUGGAGCACCGGUCCAGGCAGAAGUUUUGCCCGCUGAACGAGCUGCCGGUGAAGGCCGAUCAGGACAACGAGUUCCGGGAGGAGUAUUGCAGCAAAUGAUUGUUAAGUGGUAGGAAUUGAGUAUUUUUAGAAUAAAAUAAUGCAGUCUAGUGUAGAA